CCAUGAUGAUUAACCAUCGAGGACAGUCUGUCAUGCAUGCUCUCGUAUUUUCUUCCACCGAAAGUCACACCACCUUAACCCAUGGCUUUCUACUCAGGAAUAAGAAUCCAAUAAAGUUACAAUCAAAGCAUCAUUCUCUUUUAUUUGUGUAUUAUCUUCUUGAUUUCUUGAUGUGACAAACACAGUUACCUUCAAGCCAAAGAAAGAGCAACCACAACAGCAGAGAUGGGAUGUUUCGGUUUCUGCAGCUCCAAAACCCCCGCUCCCAUGAAAAAUUCCUUCUCUGAAACUGCUCAACAAGACCCAGAACCCAAAAAUCUCAGACAAGAGGUCCUUUUACGGAUCCCAGGAUGCAAAGUUCAUCUGAUGGAUGAAGGAGUGGCCACAGAACUCGCCAACGGGGAGUUCACGCUUCUCCGAGUCACCGACGAGAAUGUUUCUCUUGCCACUAUCAUUAAAGUUGGUGAAGAUCUUCAGUGGCCUUUGACACAGGAUGAGCCUGUAGUGAAGGUUGAUGCCCUCCAAUAUCUGUUCUCUUUGCCGAUAGAGGAUCAUGGAGAUCUUCUCAGCUAUGGAGUCACCUUUUCGGAGCAGUCUGGAGGUAGCUUGGGCUUGCUGGACUCAUUUUUGAAGGAUCUCGCGUGCUUUUCGUGUCCGACAUCGACGACUAGAAACAAAAACGUUGAUUGGAAAGAGUUUGCUCCGAGAAUCGAGGAUUAUAAUAACGUGUUGGCCAAGGCGAUUGCAGGGGGUACUGGACAGAUUGUCAGGGGGAUAUUCACAUGCAGCAAUGCAUAUGUCAAUCAGGUCCAAAAUGAAGGAGAGAUGAUUAUAACUAGUGCUGAAGAGGAUAAAAAUGGUUUCAGGGGAAGAGAAAGUAACAGUAAUAGAAGCACUGUCAAAGCAAAGAAGAGUGGAGUCAGCAAAGGCUUAAAACGUGUGAGAACGCUGUCCAAGAUGACAGACAAGUUAAGUAAAUCGAUGCUUGAUGGUAUUGGUAUUGCCACUGGAUCAGUGAUGAAACCUGUGGUCAAAUCCCAGGCAGGGAAGGCAAUCCUGGCCAUGGUUCUAGGACAGGUUGUCUUGGCUUCACUCGACGCUGUCAACAAGGUCUUGGAUGCAGCUGAAGUUGCUGAAAAACAAGCACUUUCCGCCACCUCCCGUGCUACAACAAGAAUGGUCACAAAAAGGUUUGGGGAAGAUGCAGGGGAGGCCACCGAGCAUGUGUUUGCGACCGCAGGGCACUGUGCCAACACUGCUUGGAACAUUUUCAAGAUACGGAAGGCCAUCAAUCCGGCAUCAUCCAUCUCCACGGGAGUACUGAAGAAUGCUGCAAAGGAUAAAACCAGAAAAUCUUGAAGGGCCGAAGUUGGAACAAUACGUUGAACAAAGCCUUAUGGCAAUUUAGUGUCAUGGGGUUCUUCGCUAUGUCAGUCCCCAAAUGAUCACUUUCAGCAUGUAAACUCAGCAAUAAUGCCCUUUUUUCUUCUUUGUUCAUAUGGUGGGUGUGGUAUCCAUGCAUUUUAGCCUCUUGUUCUUGACACGGUUUAUGAAAGCUAGCCAUGGAGGUGCUUAUUUUA
Juglans regia (Persian walnut) is the source of this 1580-nucleotide messenger RNA. Its product is annotated as senescence/dehydration-associated protein At4g35985, chloroplastic-like. Gene Ontology annotation, cellular component: plasma membrane. Bases 226 to 1359 code for a protein of 377 amino acids. The transcript is spliced from 5 exons. Lineage: Eukaryota; Viridiplantae; Streptophyta; Magnoliopsida; Fagales; Juglandaceae. The record is from RefSeq and is a predicted model, not a curated record.